AUGGCGAACAUGAGCUCAUUCAAGGCUUUGGCAGUCUUCUUCGUCGUUGCUCUCUUCUCUGCUACUGCUUCGGCACAAGACUCUGGGAUGGCUCCAGCAUCAUCCCCUGGCAUGGACGCUGGAUCUGCAUUCUCGUUGCCCAUCUCUGCAGCCGUCGUGUGCUCUCGUGGAGUUGCAGCAGCGGUGCCUGCCGGUUGUGGAGUUGCAGCUGUGGUGUCUGCCGAUUGUGGAGUUGCAGCAGUGGGUAUAAUUUGCGACGUGGAUUGGGUAAUGCCGUCUUCUGUGGGUGAACAACUUUCUGGUUGGAGUUUUGGGUACUCAAAGAAGGAGAGAAAAGGGUUGGGGGAGUCAAAGCAAUGUGAAAAGGACAGGGCACUUGUUCUUGUCCACUGCAUGUCUGGAAAAAGCAGGUCACCAGCAAUUGUGAUAGCUUACUUGAUGAAGAGCAAAGGAUGGAGACUUGCACAAGGUUACCAAUGGGUGAAAGAGCGGAGGUGA
Messenger RNA from Camellia sinensis, 498 nucleotides. Lineage: Eukaryota; Viridiplantae; Streptophyta; Magnoliopsida; Ericales; Theaceae. The record is from RefSeq and is a predicted model, not a curated record.